This is a messenger RNA of Echinops telfairi (small Madagascar hedgehog), 225 nucleotides long. RefSeq names its product mitochondrial import inner membrane translocase subunit Tim9-like. NCBI's taxonomy places the organism in Eukaryota, Metazoa, Chordata, Mammalia, Afrosoricida, Tenrecidae. The transcript has 2 exons. The record is from RefSeq and is a predicted model, not a curated record. Bases 1 to 225 code for a protein of 74 amino acids.
AUGGCUGUGCAAAUACCAGAAUCUGAUCAGAUAAAACAGUUUAAGGAAUUUCUUGGAACCUACAAUAAGCUUACAGAAACCUGCUAUGGAGACUGUGUUAAAGAUUUCACAACAAGAGAAGUGGAACCUGAAGAGCAGAAUGAAGCUCUAGCAGCCAAAGCAGGACUCCUUAGCCAACCACGCUGGAGAUGGAUGGACUUGGGGUGGGAUGUUGCCCUGGAAUGA